Molecule: messenger RNA, 549 nt
Organism: Paraphaeosphaeria sporulosa
Lineage: Eukaryota; Fungi; Ascomycota; Dothideomycetes; Pleosporales; Didymosphaeriaceae
Product: S-adenosyl-L-methionine-dependent methyltransferase
Exons: 1
Coding region: 124-549 (141 amino acids)
Molecular function (GO): O-methyltransferase activity
Source: RefSeq, a predicted model, not a curated record
GAGCUUCUUUCGAGUGGAACCCGGAAUUCAGGCCAAUCUCAUAGUAGACAACUAUAUCUGGGGACAGUACAAGUCUAUCGUCGAGUUGGAGGUUGUAAUGGUGCAAUUGCCCUGUAGUUCACCAUGCGCCAUCUUGACAUGACAGCUGUUGUCCUGGAUUUACCCAAAAUCAUAUUUGCUGCACCUAAGUCAUCGGAGCGAGUCACCUUCGAAGCGAACGACUUCUUUGCACAAGAAUCGGUGCAAAAGGCCGACUUAUAUCUUUCCCGGAUGAUCUUUCACAACUGGGGAGACAAAUACUACUCCCAAAUACUUCAAAACCUGAUCUCUGCAUUGAGGAAGGGGUCCAGGAUUGCUAUCAACGACCAUGUAAUCCCAUCGCCGGGUGUACUCAGUCCUUACAAGGAUUGGACAACGCGAGUCGUUGACCUCGUGAUGAAGGAGUACUUCAAUGCGAAGGAGCGUGAUAUCAGUGUUUGGAUUAAGCUAUUGAAGAAAGCGGACGGGCGAUGUGAGAUUCGAAAUGUGAUUAGGCUAGAAGGAUCAUAG